This is a messenger RNA of Ambispora leptoticha, 450 nucleotides long. The record is from the annotation of a GenBank genome assembly. NCBI's taxonomy places the organism in Eukaryota, Fungi, Glomeromycota, Glomeromycetes, Archaeosporales, Ambisporaceae.
AUGGAGUCAAUCAAGAGCAUAAUACCAGUUUUACUGGCUAUCAUUGUAAAGAAAAAUUUUCGAAUCUUGCAAUGUGUGAAUAUAUGGCAGGUAGUCGUAGAGCAUGGAGAAAUCGAUUGGGAGAGGUCUGAAGAUGAUUUCGAUAGAAUUCGUAACAUGAAUAGUUCUAACCGUAGACAACGAAGAAUUGGGGGGAAUAAUAUACCCGCACCAUCUACCAGGAAGUUGAACAUACGGUCAGCAUCCCCCUCUCAUAAUCCUAAUGUUGGAAAUGCGGGAAUUCCUGAAACAUUAUCUCCUCAACCACCACCUUAUGGAGCCACAGAUGAAGUACAAAAUAAUAAUUCUAGCCACGAAGUAGCUGUCUCCGGCAAUAUGCCCUCAUCGCAUGAUGUAGUAGGCAAUCAACCACUCUCUCAUAUGGAAUUAAUUAACGAGGAAGAUAGAUAA